Rhodofomes roseus is the source of this 976-nucleotide messenger RNA. Its product is annotated as copper homeostasis CutC domain-containing protein. The transcript is spliced from 4 exons. The record is from RefSeq and is a predicted model, not a curated record. Gene Ontology annotation, molecular function: copper ion binding. The annotation marks the transcript as partial. NCBI's taxonomy places the organism in Eukaryota, Fungi, Basidiomycota, Agaricomycetes, Polyporales, Fomitopsidaceae.
AGUCGUCUCCAAGUUGAGCUCGAGGUGUGCAUCGACUCGGUGGAAUCAGCUGUCGCAGCCGUUGCGGGUGGUGCAGAUCGCCUCGAGCUUUGUGGUUCUCUCACCGCGGGCGGCGGCGUUACCCCGAGCCUGGGUAUGUUCAAGGCGGUCGCAAGAGCCGCUCCUCAAGUGCCUAUCUUGGUCAUGAUACGUCCACGGACGGGAGAUUUUGUGUACUCAGACGAGGAGCUGGAAGUCAUGAUAGAAGAUAUUCGCAUCUUCAAGUUGGCAGGUGCGGCCGGGGUUGUUUUUGGUGUCCUAACCCGCGAGGGGGAGAUCGACGUUGGCUGCGGCACCAGGUGGGUUGGUACCCCACUUUUGCCUUCGGUGUUCACUGGAAGAAACAACAUCUCCAGCGGGCAAGAACCCACUUGCACCACGUCUACGGCCCUCGCAAAUAUUUCCACUCUGUUCCGCGUCUUGAAUGAUAACGAUUCGCAACAUCAACCCCACAUGGCCUCCCGAUUCAAUAUCCUCCCCGGGUCAGGCGUGUCGCCGAACACGAUUCGCAGCGUGCUUCUAGAGCUACUACCCUUAGGGCUAUGUCAAAUACACAUGAGCGGAGGUCAGUGGAUCCCGAGCGAAGCACGAUACCGGAAAGAGGGAAUGGGAAUGGGCGUCGGCGAAGGCCAAUGGGCGGUCUGGCGCACGAAUGAGGAACACGUGAGAGAGGUAGUGCGCAUCAUUAUGAGUACAGGUCAUGAAUGGUUAGAGGGAAAUUGAAUGCGAGGUAUCUUUAGGACGGGAACUCACUGUUAACAUCUACUGCAACUUGUUGUGCAACCUAACACUGGCCAAAGUGCAAGAUCGGACUCGCCGGGCAACUAGUUAGGCUUCUUGUCCUACGCCUAUGCAUCUGUAGUACCGGUCCGGGAUGUCCCAGAGAUCGAGUGAAUUGACAUCGUAAACUCUCUUGGCCGCCGAGUUUAUGAGUUUG